Messenger RNA from Lolium rigidum, 1500 nucleotides. RefSeq names its product transcription factor MYB25-like. The record is from RefSeq and is a predicted model, not a curated record. Gene Ontology annotation, molecular function: DNA-binding transcription factor activity, RNA polymerase II-specific; RNA polymerase II cis-regulatory region sequence-specific DNA binding. Gene Ontology annotation, cellular component: nucleus. The coding region runs from base 1 to 1401 and encodes 466 amino acids. NCBI's taxonomy places the organism in Eukaryota, Viridiplantae, Streptophyta, Magnoliopsida, Poales, Poaceae. The transcript is spliced from 3 exons. Gene Ontology annotation, biological process: regulation of DNA-templated transcription.
AUGUCCUCCAACCUACCAACCGCCGCCGACUCCACCCAUUCCCCGGCCGCCGACUCCACCCAUUCUCCGGCCGCCGUCACGGAAGCUCCAGCCCCGCCGCAACCCCAGCCGCACCAUGCUCCGCCGUCGCCGUUCUCCCCCGUGCCCGACGAGACGGAACCCCCAGUCCAUCCCCAUCCCCCGCCCCAGCAGCACCACCCUUCGCCGCCGUCCUCCCCUUCCGCGGCCGACGAGACGCAAUCCCCAGUCCAUCCCCCCCAGACCCCGCCGCAACCCCAAGCCCAACCUUCAUCGUCGUCCUCCCCCUCCACAGCCGAGACACAAACCCCACCCCAGCCCCAGCCCCAGCCGGCCCAUUCGUCGCCGCUUCCUUCAGGGGACGACGACGACGUGGUCAUCACGGGAGCGUCCGAUGGGGCGGACGGUGCUGCGGCGGCGGAUGAGCGCGUCAAGGGGCCGUGGUCGGUGGAGGAGGACGCCCUGCUAACCAAUCUGGUCAUGACUCACGGGCCCCGUAACUGGACCCUCAUUGCGCAAGGGAUCGCCGGCCGCUCCGGCAAGUCCUGCCGCCUCCGCUGGUGCAACCAGCUCGACCCUCAAGUCAAGCGCAAACCCUUCACUGAAGAGGAAGACCAAAUUAUAAUGAAUGCUCACACAGUUCAUGGGAACAAGUGGGCAUCUAUCGCCAAGCUUUUGGUUGGGAGAACUGACAACGCGAUCAAGAACCACUGGAAUUCUACUCUGAGGCGCCGCUACUGCACUGGCGGCCAAUGCGCACGAGGAACUUCCGCGGAGCAACCUUAUGCAGAGAUGCCCAGGGCUGUUUCAGCGGAACCGUGGCCAUUAUCAUGCCCUAGUUCCUUCAAUGUUACGGAAAUAAAGGAAGCUCCUGUGCAAACGGUAUCUGAAAGCUCUGCUGUGCCGUUGCAAACCAGAGCUAAUAAUAGCAGUCCCUCAAAAAUAAUCAGAGUUAAUAACAGUUGUAGCACUGAAGUUGUUGAUCAGCCACACCUGGUCCGACCAGUUGCUGUGCUAGGUGCUUUCAGACCAUACAGUAUUGGACCUGCUCAAUCAAUGCAAAUGGAAAGGUCAAGUUCUACCAAGUUUGUCUCAACCAUUCAAGCUGUCACGCCUGAGACUGCCGUUUCCAAGUUUGCUGAUACUACAUGCUUUGCUGCUGACGUGCCAAACAAAUGUGGGCAUGGUUGCUGCGGCACUAAGAAGCGACCUCGUGGCAACUCAUUAUUGGGUCCUGAGUUUAAUGACUUUGAAGAUCAUCCCCCAAUUCUGAGCAGUAAUCUUGCUUCGCUGGUAUCUGAAAUUAGCAGCAUUGCCUGGAUGAACAGCAGUUUGCAAAGCAGUGGCACUGGCAACUUGUUUCAGUCUAAUCCUUCAUCCUGACAAAUUAGGAAUCAUGCGAGUUGGAAUACUGAAAUAUUGGCAGUUGUAAUGUUCAGACCUAAUCAAGUCAUCAGGAUUAUACUCCACCUGCAGAUUCAA